GAACGUGAAGCGGAUUUAACAGGGUGUGGAAUCCGACACAAACAAGUGCGAGAGAUAGACUUUUCCUAAGAUUUCUAGAGAGAGAAAGUAGUAGGAGGAGAGAAACGCGCUCAAGGAGACACACACACACACACACACACACACGCGAAGACCCAAUACCAAUACCAAAACCAAAACCAAAAUCCAAAAUUGUGUGUUUUAAUUCGAAGGAAGGAUCCAGUGAUUUGUACAGAUAAUACACAUACAAACCAUCUUCAUCUUCAUCUUCAUCUUCAUCGUUCGUCCUCCAUGGACGGAAACUACAAGGCUGUUCUAGUAAAUUGCACAAGACUCGCAAAACCUUGGACACCCGGAAUCCAUAAAGACCUACAGGACGUUUCUACUUUUAGUAGAUGUCGUUCCGUAGCCUAGCUCGUGACAUAAGGGAUAGUAUUGGAAGCUUGUCGAGGCGGAGCUUUGAGGUGAGGCUGCAUGGCCAUCACGGUGGGAAGUCUCGUGGUGCCGUUCAUGAGUUGCAUGACCAGCCUGUAGUUAUCCAGAGCAGUUGUUGGGCUAGUCUUCCUCCAGAGUUACUCCGUGAUGUGAUUAAGAGGUUGGAGGACAGUGAGAGUACAUGGCCUGCCCGAAAGCAUGUCGUUGCAUGUGCAGCUGUUUGCCGAUCAUGGAGGGAGAUGUGCAAAGAAAUUGUUCAGAGUCCUGAGUUUUGCGGAAAAUUGACAUUCCCAGUAUCUCUCAAGCAGCCGGGAUUUCGAGAUGGAACUAUUCAAUGUUUCAUUAAGAGAGACAAGUCCAAUUUUACCUACCAUCUGUUUCUUUGCCUUAGCCCUGCCUUACUUGUAGAGAAUGGUAAAUUUCUUCUUUCUGCAAAACGGAAUCGCAGAACCACUUGUACAGAGUAUGUGAUCUCCAUGGAUGCUGAUAACAUAUCAAGGUCAAGCAGCUGUUAUAUUGGAAAAGUGAGGUCGAAUUUCCUUGGAACUAAAUUCAUAAUCUACGACACACAGCCACCACACAACAGCUCCGAUGUUUCCCACCCGGGUUGUACCAGCCGUAGAUUCUACUCGAAAAAGGUUUCUCCAAAAGUCCCCAGUGGAAGUUAUAACAUUGCUCAGGUUGCUUACGAGCUUAAUGUGCUAGGCACAAGAGGCCCACGUCGGAUGCACUGCAUCAUGCAUUCGAUCCCCUCUUCUGCACUUGAGCCGGGUGGUACUGUCCCCGGCCAACCUGAGCUCCUUCCCCGCCCUCUUGAAGACUCAUUCCGGAGUAUAUCCUUUUCCAAAUCAAUCGACAACUCAACAGAAUUCAGCAGUGCCCGUUUUUCAGACACAGUCGGCCCACGUGAGGACGACGAUGGUGGAAAGGAUAAACCUUUGGUUCUGAAAAACAAGCCACCAAGGUGGCAUGAACAGCUGCAGUGCUGGUGCCUAAAUUUCAGAGGGCGGGUAACGGUUGCAUCUGUCAAGAAUUUCCAGCUCAUUGCCGCUAUGCAACCUGCUGCGAGUGCACCAACACCAUCCCAACCAAACCAGUCCGAUCAUGACAAGAUCAUUCUGCAAUUUGGGAAGGUUGGCAAAGAUAUGUUCACCAUGGAUUAUCGAUAUCCUUUAUCAGCCUUUCAGGCUUUCGCCAUCUGUCUAAGCAGCUUCGACACUAAACUGGCAUGUGAAUAGAAGUAGCAGAAGAUUUGAAUUAGGCUUCUUGUGUGGACUUCAGUGUGUAAAAAUCACUGUUGUGCUCUUGCAAAUGAAGCAGUGUUUUCUUCUUGUUCUUCCUGUUCUGCUUUUUUAAUUAUUAGUUAUUUUUAAUCUGGUCGAGAUACGAUGAUUCUGUUGUAUUCUGCUGUAAUACGAUCAUUUUUCUUCUUCCUCUUGACGGGACUGCAUAAUUUUAAACCUCGUUCAAACUUUUUCUUAUUCUUUA
Messenger RNA from Sesamum indicum (sesame), 1920 nucleotides. Its product is annotated as tubby-like F-box protein 8. Gene Ontology annotation, molecular function: protein binding. The record is from RefSeq and is a predicted model, not a curated record. NCBI's taxonomy places the organism in Eukaryota, Viridiplantae, Streptophyta, Magnoliopsida, Lamiales, Pedaliaceae.